Molecule: messenger RNA, 1623 nt
Organism: Bubalus bubalis (water buffalo)
Lineage: Eukaryota; Metazoa; Chordata; Mammalia; Artiodactyla; Bovidae
Gene: ZRSR2
Product: zinc finger CCCH-type, RNA binding motif and serine/arginine rich 2
Exons: 11
Coding region: 47-1579 (510 amino acids)
Biological process (GO): mRNA splicing, via spliceosome
Cellular component (GO): spliceosomal complex; U2AF complex
Molecular function (GO): pre-mRNA 3'-splice site binding; metal ion binding
Source: RefSeq, a predicted model, not a curated record
AGCUGAGAGAAAAGGGGACGAAGCAGACCGAGGCUGGGCAUGGAAGAUGUGCAAGCAUGAAGUAAAGGGGAGCUGGGCCAAGCAGACGAGCCACCGCAGCAGCUCUAUCCUUUCCCUGGGCGCGCCUGAAUUACCAGUGGGCAUCUGUGGGCUCAGGGAGGCGAGAAGGGGAGCAGGGCAUGGAGAAGACCUGCCGUGUGCGCAUGGGAUGGCGAGGAGGUGCCACAAAAAGUACAGGGCCGCCCUGAAGAAGGAGAAACGAAAGAAACGGCGACGGGAACUCGCUCGACUGAGAGACUCUGGACUCUCACAGAAGGAAGAGGAAGAGGAGGCAGUGGCAGAUGCUUUGACUGAAGAACAAGAAGAAGAAGAGAGGCUGUUGGAGAGAGAGAGGCAAAAAUUACAUGAGGAAUGGUUGCUGCGGGAGCAGAAGGCACAAGAAGAAUUCAGAAUAAAGAAGGAAAAGGAAGAAGCAGCUAGAAAACGGCAGGAGGAACAAGAGAGAAAGUUAAAGGAAGAAUGGGAAGAACAGCAGAGAAAAGAGAGAGAAGAGGAGCAGCAGAAGCUACAGGAGAAGAAAGAAAGAGAGGAAGCUGUGCAGAAGAUGCUGGAGCAGGCUGAAAAUGAGUUGGAAAAUGGUGCCACAUGGCAAAACCCAGAACCACCCACGGAAUUAAGAGUAAUGGAGAAAGAUCGAGCUAAUUGUCCAUUCUACAGUAAAACGGGAGCGUGCAGAUUUGGAGAUCGGUGUUCACGUAAACACAAUUUCCCGACAUCGAGUCCCACCCUUCUUAUUAAAAGCAUGUUUACAACGUUUGGGAUGGAGCAGUGCAGAAGGGACGACUAUGACCCUGAUGCAAGCCUGGAGUACAGCGAAGAGGAAACCUACCAGCAGUUCUUGGACUUUUAUGACGAUGUGCUCCCUGAGUUCAAGAACGUGGGAAAAGUGAUCCAGUUUAAGGUCAGCUGCAACUUGGAACCUCAUCUGAGGGGCAAUGUGUAUGUUCAAUAUCAAUCGGAAGAAGAAUGCCAAGCAGCCCUUUCUCUGUUUAAUGGACGGUGGUACGCAGGACGACAGCUUCAGUGUGAAUUCUGCCCAGUGACCCGAUGGAAAAUGGCAAUUUGUGGUUUAUUUGAAAUACAGCAGUGUCCCAGAGGGAAACACUGCAACUUCCUUCACGUGUUCAGAAAUCCCAACAAUGAGUUUUGGGAAGCGAAUCGAGACAUCUACCUAUCUCCAGAUCGGACUGGCUCCUCCUUUGGGAAGAGCUCAGAGAGGAGGGCGAGGCACGACUACUACAGCAGCAGGAGGAGGAGGAGGAGGAGGAGGAGCCCUGGGCUGGCCCACUCCUACAAGAGGAACGGGGAGGCCGACCGGAAGAGGAGGAGUAGUCACGGGGCCAAGAAAUCUCACAAACACAGGUCCAGAAGCCGGGGAAGGCACAGUUCCCGAAGCAGAGGAAGAAAAAGGGACCGCUUCCAUGGUCGGGGCAGCCGGAGCCACAGCCGCAGGAGCCGCAGCCAGAGCUCCUCCAAGUCCAGGAGCCGUGGCGGGAGGAGGUCAGGGAGCAGAGACUGAACUCUUCAGAGCCCCAAAUCCAAAUAAACUUACUGUGUUUUUCA